Lotus japonicus is the source of this 1925-nucleotide messenger RNA. Its product is annotated as ethylene-responsive transcription factor CRF1-like. Lineage: Eukaryota; Viridiplantae; Streptophyta; Magnoliopsida; Fabales; Fabaceae. The transcript has a single exon. Gene Ontology annotation, biological process: regulation of DNA-templated transcription. The record is from RefSeq and is a predicted model, not a curated record. Bases 701 to 1696 code for a protein of 331 amino acids. Gene Ontology annotation, molecular function: DNA binding; DNA-binding transcription factor activity.
GUUCUUGUUCUCUACUUGAGCUUCACUAGCAUCUCUUGACCUUCACCAUUUUUUCUUUCCUUUUAAGCAGUACAGCACUCUCUGUAAAUUUUCUGAAAUCUUCAGGGUUUCCGUUACAGAUUUCACAUUUCACAGCUAUACAAAGAAAGUACGGUGAUUUCUCAGAGCACAGCACAGAGGAAGAUUGUUUCUUUUCCGGAAAAGACACUGUUAUUCAAAACAGUGUUUUUAUACUUUUGCCCCCACAAUUUCCACAGGCCACACCUCUUCAUAUCAUAUCAUAUCCCUUCACUUUUAUUUUUCGUACCUUCUGUCUCCUCCUCUUGCUUCACUCAACUUGUAUGUGCUCUCAAGCUUGUUUUUCUCUCCUUCUUUUCAUGAGUUUUCUUUCUCUCCUUUUUAACUCACUCCACACUUUCCUUGAAAUUACUCCUCCUUUAACACUUUCUCAACCUUAUGUAUUCAAUCUAUAAAUUCUCUUCCUCUACCACUCUCUCCCUUUGCUUUCUUUCUCCCUAACCUUCUUUAUUCUCUCUUCCCUUUCUGUCCCAAGAAGAAUAUCUCUCUUUCUUUCUUACUUUUCCUCUCUAUUUCACUCCCUCACUUCCACUCACUCCACCGUUCUGUUCUGUUUUCCCUCUUUCAACCAAGAAUCUGAUACAUACAUACAUACACAGAGCUGCAAUUUCCACCUUCAAACAUGACUGAGAAGAAGUACACUCACCGCCUCUACCAAACCGACUCACCUAAGCAACCGUUUCCUAGAGUGGUCCGAAUAAGUGUCGCCGACACCGAUGCCACCGACUCCUCCAGUGACGAAGAAGAACAAACCAUCCCCUGUUCUACGCGCCGCCACCGACAGAGAAGGGUUGUUAACGAGAUUAUCAUUGAGCCGUGCGCCGCCCAGAAUGACGGCGACGGUGUCGUUUCCAGGAAACGAAGCAGGGCUACUAAGGCCAGAGCUCCGGCGAGCCGGCGGGUUUCCUCCUCCUCCGACGGGAAGAAGUUCCGGGGAGUGAGGCAGAGGCCGUGGGGAAAAUGGGCGGCGGAGAUAAGAGACCCGGCGCGGCGCGUGCGGUUGUGGCUUGGCACCUUCAACACUGCUGAAGAAGCUGCCAUGGUGUACGACCACGCUGCCAUCAAGAUUCGUGGACCUGAAGCGCUGACCAAUUUCUUAAAGCCACCCACCACGUGGCCGGAGAAUGAAGAAAAACCCAUGAGCUCCUCCGGUUACAGUUCCGGACAAGAAGAAUCUCAUCACAGCAAGAGUAAUCUGUUUUCUCCCAUUUCUGUACUUCAGUGCAGUUCUUUAUCUGAAGAAGGUGAAUCUGUUACUGUGAAAGAAGAAGAAAACUCUAGCUUUUCAGAGAAUUUGAGUACUGAAAAGAUUGCAUUGCCAACAACAGAGAAGAUGGAAGAAUCUGAAUCACUGUUUCCAAUUCCAAAUGAUGUGAUGCAAUUUGACGUCCAGUUUCAAGAUGUUUUGUACGGAAACAACAGCUUCAAUGAUGUGUUGCCAGAAAGAAGCAUGUUUUUCGAAGAUGAUGGUGGUUGCUGCAGCUCGAGUACAAAUUUGUUUGAGGAUUUGGAAUUCGGAUUCAAUAGUUGGAAUAAUACUACUACGAUGAAUAGCAACCGUGACUUUUUCCAAGAUAUUGAUGAUUUGUUUGUUUCAGAUCCGCUUCUUGUUCUUUGAUUUGAUUUGAUGGGUUUAUUAGCAGUUAACAAGAAUGGAUGGAUGGAUAUUAUGGCUUGUCGUUGUGUUGCCUCUUUACCGGCAAAUUUUGUAUCGACAGCAAAUUAGUAUAAUGACUGUAAUCAGUUUAAUUACUAAUCUCUUUUUGUUUGUGGUACUUGGUGUACUCAAGUAGUAGUGACUAUUAUGGUUUAAGGAAUGAAUGGAUGAGACUUUUUGUUUUUUGUAA